GGAGACGCUGCCCGCAGCAUCCGGCGGAAGCAAGCGCUGGGUCCGCCCCUAGGGGCGGAGCUUGCGACUGCGCAGCAAGGCUGGUUUGCCGGCGCCUUUCGGAAGGCUCGGAGGUUUGUCUGUCUGUGGAGGGUUGUCCGCCUCCCGCCCCCGGCCUGCUUGCCCAGAGGUGCCCACUGCCCGUGGCCAGAAAACGCCAGGAACCCGGGGUUCGCCCUGCCUCGAUGACAGCUGCUCUCCCGCGCACCCUGGAGCUGCUGCAGGACGUGCACCUGGGCCUGCCUGGGCCCUGCCAGGAUCCCGCCCGACUGGCCCUCCUCUCGGGCCACUACCUUUACUAUCACUACGGUUGCGAUGGACUGGAUGACCGUGGCUGGGGAUGCGGCUACCGCACCCUGCAGACGCUGUGCUCCUGGCCAGAGGGCCAGUCCUCGGGCGUGCCUGGACUGCCAGCCUUGCAGGGAGCCCUAGAGGACAUGGGCGACAAACCCCCCGGAUUCCGGGGCUCCCGUAACUGGAUCGGCUGUGUGGAGGCCAGUCUCUGCCUGGAACACUUCGGAGGACCUCAGGGGCGCCUAUGCCACUUGCCCCGCGGAGCAGGGCUUAGGGGAGAAGUGGAGCGGCUUUAUUCACACUUCACCGCGGGCGGGGGCCCAGUAAUGGUAGGAGGAGAUGCGGAUGCCCAGUCCAAGGCCCUGCUGGGGAUCUGUGAGGGACCCGGUUCCGAAGUCUAUGUCUUGAUCCUGGACCCACACUACUGGGGCACUCCGAAAAACCGUUGUGAACUACAAGCUGCUGGAUGGGUGGGCUGGCAAAAGGUAAACAGUGUCUUUGAUUCCAAUUCCUUCUACAACUUGUGCUUCACCAGACGCAACUGAAUCAACACGCCCCACCUGCACUGCUGGAUAGAGCCCAAAACUGAGACUGAGCACUGACACCUAUUUAUUUACUUCGCACAGGCCCCCACCGCGAUCAAGUUUGGGCCAGGCACAAUGAUUAUGGGCAGGUGAAUCUGAGUUCAAAGCCAACUUGGUCUACACAGCAAGUUCUACUAGGCCAGCUGGAAUUAGAGAUACUGUUCUGAAAAAUGAUAAUAAAUUGGCGGAAUUCAGCUUA
Molecule: messenger RNA, 1116 nt
Organism: Mus pahari (shrew mouse)
Lineage: Eukaryota; Metazoa; Chordata; Mammalia; Rodentia; Muridae
Gene: Ufsp1
Product: UFM1 specific peptidase 1 (inactive)
Exons: 1
Coding region: 225-878 (217 amino acids)
Source: RefSeq, a predicted model, not a curated record